This is a messenger RNA of Acanthochromis polyacanthus (spiny chromis), 11041 nucleotides long. RefSeq names its product fibrillin 2b (gene fbn3). The record is from RefSeq and is a predicted model, not a curated record. Lineage: Eukaryota; Metazoa; Chordata; Actinopteri; Pomacentridae. Gene Ontology annotation, molecular function: calcium ion binding.
UGGGUUUGUCCUGCAGUCCGUUCCUACCCCCUCUCUCCUGCCUCUGCCUCUCCGUGUCCCCUCCCCUCUUCCAAACAGGGCAAUUCCCGAACUUUUUCUCUUUUUCUCACCAGGCUAUAGUUCAAUAUUCCAUCCCGGGGCGCGUAUCCUGCCUCUGAUUCCGACCGGGCUGCUCGACGCCAAGGCGCUGCUACAGCUGAAGCCUCUUCUCUGGAGAGCUCACCGGGACUCGGUCUGGAUCCAGGUCUUCAUCACGCCCCUCAGUCUGGGUCCAAACGGGAACGGAACGUCACAGAGCGACCGCUAGCAGGGCUAGGAGGGCCGGCCACACCGACCAAUGGGAUCAGGGAAGCUGGCUCAGGUGCUGCUGGGAUGGGCGGCCGUGUGCCUCGGGGCCGUCCACGUGGCCGGCGCUCAGACCGGGACCACCGGGACCGGACCGCACCAAGCCAGCCGCUUCACCGGCGCUGUGGAUCAGAGGGAGGUGCAGCGGGUCCGACGCCGAGGCCAGGAGACGCUGAGAGGGCCCAAUGUGUGUGGCUCUCGCUUCCAUUCGUACUGCUGUCCGGGCUGGAAGACGCCCGGGGGGAACCAGUGUAUCGUUCCAAUCUGCAGGAAUUCAUGCGGUGAUGGAUUCUGCUCCAGACCCAACAUGUGUACCUGUUCCAACGGUCAGCUCUCUCCAAGCUGUGGAGCCGGAGGUGGAGUUCAGUCCUGUAACGUCAGGUGUAUGAACGGAGGCAGCUGCUCCGAGGACUCCUGCUCCUGUCCGAAGGGAUACACCGGCAGCCACUGUGGACAGCCUGUGUGUGAGAACGGCUGCCAGAACGGUGGACGCUGCAUCGGACCCAACAGAUGCGCCUGUGUCUACGGUUUCACUGGCCCGCAGUGCGAGAGAGACUACCGGACGGGGCCGUGCUUCACCCAGGUCAACAACCAGAUGUGCCAGGGCCAGCUCAGCGGCAUCGUCUGCACCAAGACGCUGUGCUGCGCCACCAUUGGCCGAGCCUGGGGCCACCCCUGCGAGCAAUGCCCCGCCCAGCCGCACCCCUGCAGGCGAGGAUUCAUCCCCAACAUCCGCACCGGAGCCUGCCAAGAUGUGGACGAGUGCCAGGCAGUUCCAGGUCUGUGUGCAGGAGGAAACUGCAUCAACACGGUGGGAUCCUACGAGUGUAAAUGUCCCGCCGGCCACCGUCAGAGCGAAACCAGCCACAAAUGUGAAGAUAUCGAUGAGUGCAGCACCAUCCCCGGCGUGUGCGACGGAGGCGAAUGCACCAACACGGCCGGCAGCUACGUCUGCACCUGCCCACGAGGCUACAUCUCCAGCACCGACGGAUCCAGAUGUGUGGAUCAGCGCGUGGGAACCUGUUUCUCGGCUCUGGUCAGCGGUCGCUGUGCUGCAGAGCUCAGCGGUCAGUACACCAAGAUGCAGUGCUGCUGUGACACCGGACGCUGCUGGGCUUUGGGGCAAAUCCCUGAGAUGUGCCCCGUCAGAGGGUCUGAUGAAUACAGGCGUCUGUGCAUCGUCGGCGUUCCCCAAGGACACGGCCUCCCCCACAGCUACCCCAACGGACACUUCCCCAACGGCAACGGCAACGGAUUCAACUACCCCUUCAAGUUCCCGAGUGUACCGAACGGCAACGGCAACGGAGGGGUCGGAGGCAACGGAGGAAACGGCGGCAGUUUUGGAGGCAACGGAGGAGGACACUACAUCGGCACCGUGUCCGUGAACAACACCAUCGACGUGUGCAAACAUUUCACCAACUUGUGUCUGAACGGACGCUGCAUCCCGACGCCUCCCAGCUACCGCUGCGAGUGCAACAUGGGCUACAAGCAGGACGUCCGUGGGGAGUGUAUCGAUGUGGAUGAGUGUGUGAGUAACCCGUGUAUCAACGGAGACUGUGUCAACACACCUGGAUCGUACCACUGCAAGUGUCAUGAGGGGUACCAGGGAACGUCCACCAAGCAGGCCUGCAUCGACAUCGAUGAGUGCAUUGUGAACGGAGUGAUGUGUCGUAACGGCCGCUGUGUGAACACUGAGGGAAGCUUCCAGUGUAUCUGCAACGCCGGCUUUGAGCUCACUCCAGACGGAAAGAACUGCAUCGAUCAUGACGAAUGCGCCACAACCAACAUGUGUCUCAACGGCAUGUGCAUCAACGAGGACGGCAGCUUCAAGUGCAUCUGCAAACCCGGCUUCGCUCUCGCAUCGAACGGACGCUACUGCACCGACAUCGAUGAGUGUCAGACGCCUGGUAUCUGCAUGAACGGUCGCUGCAUCAACUCUGAGGGCUCGUUCCGCUGUGAGUGUCCUCCCGGCCUGGCCAUCGGCGUGGACGGCCGUGUGUGCGUGGACACACACAUGAGGACCACCUGCUACGGCGCCAUAAAGAUGGGAACGUGCUCGCGUCCUUUCCCCGGCGCCGUCACCAAGUCGGAGUGCUGCUGCGCUGAUCCAGAACACGGCUUUGGAGAACCGUGCCAGCCCUGCCCCUCCAGGAACUCUGCUGAGUUCCAGGCCGUGUGCAGCAGCGGUAUCGGCAUCACAGCUGACGGCAGAGACAUCAACGAGUGCGCCUUGGACCCAGACAUUUGCCAGAACGGUAUUUGUGAGAACCUCAGAGGAAGCUACCGCUGCAUCUGCAACAUCGGCUACGAGUCGGACACCAGUGGCAAAAACUGUGUUGACAUCAACGAGUGUCUGGUGAACCGUCUGCUCUGCGACAACGGUCUGUGCAGAAACACUCCGGGCUCCUACACCUGCUCCUGUCCCAAAGGAUUCGUCUUCAAACCCGACUCAGAGACCUGUGAAGAUAUCAACGAGUGUGAGUCCAGCCCCUGCAUCAACGGAGUGUGUCGGAACGUGGCCGGGUCCUUUAACUGCGAGUGCACCCACGGCAGCAAGCUGGACUCCACCAACACCAUCUGUGUGGACAGCAUGAAGAGUACCUGCUGGCUCACCAUCCAGGACAACCGCUGCGAGGUCAACAUCAACGGAGCCACGCUGAAGUCCGAGUGCUGCUCCACUCUGGGAGCCGCCUGGGGGAGUCCCUGCGAUCGCUGCGAGACCGACACCGCUUGCUCUCGAGGAUUUGCUCGUAUGAAGGGCCUCGUCUGCGAAGACAUUAACGAGUGUGAGGUUUUCCCUGGGGUUUGUACCAACGGCCGCUGUGUGAACACUCAGGGCUCGUUCCUCUGCGAAUGUGCCGAGGGCCUGACUUUGGACAGCAGCGGUCGCACAUGUGUGGACAUGCGCAGCGAGCAGUGCUACAUGAAAUGGCACGAGGACGAGUGUGGCCAGCCGCUGCCUGGACGGUACCGGGUGGACAUGUGCUGCUGCUCGGUGGGAGCUGCCUGGGGCGUCGACUGUGAGGAGUGUCCCAAAGCAGGAACACCGGAGUACAGAGCCAUCUGUCCCCGAGGACCCGGCUUCGCCAACAGAGGAGACAUUCUGACCGGCAGACCCUUCUACAAAGAUGUGAACGAGUGUAAGGUGUUCAACGGUCUGUGUACUUAUGGAACCUGCAGAAACACCAUCGGAAGCUUCAAGUGUCGCUGCAACAGCGGCUUCGCUCUCACCGCUGAGGAGAGGAACUGCACGGACAUCGAUGAAUGUCGGAUCUCCCCUGAUCUGUGCGGUCACGGAGCGUGUGUCAACACGCCCGGCAGCUUCGAGUGCGAAUGCUUCGAAGGCUACGAAAGCGGCUUCAUGAUGAUGAAGAACUGCAUGGACAUCGAUGAGUGUGAGAGGAACCCUCUGCUGUGUCGAGGAGGAACCUGCCUGAACACUGAGGGCAGCUACGAGUGUGAAUGUCCCACCGGACACUCGCUCAGCUCCGACGGAUCGGCCUGCGAAGAUGUGAAUGAGUGUUCGCUCAGUGACAACCUGUGUAAGAACGGGCAGUGUGUCAACAUGCCGGGAACCUACCAGUGCUCCUGUGACACCGGAUACCAGGCGACACCGGACCGGCAGGGCUGCGUCGACAUCGAUGAGUGCACCAUCAUGAACGGAGGCUGUGAGACUCACUGCACCAACUCAGAGGGAAGCUACGAGUGCAGCUGCAGCGAAGGCUACGCCCUCAUGCCCGACCUCAGGACCUGUGCAGACAUCGAUGAGUGUGAGGAGAGUCCAGACAUCUGUGAUGGAGGCCAGUGUACCAACAUUCCUGGAGAGUACCGCUGCCUGUGCUACGACGGGUUCAUGGCUUCCAUGGACAUGAGGACCUGCAUCGAUGUGAAUGAAUGCGACCUGAACCCAAACAUCUGUCUCCACGGCGACUGUGAGAACACCAAGGGCUCCUUCAUCUGCCACUGUCAGCUGGGAUACUUUGUGAAGAAGGGAUCGACGGGCUGCACAGAUGUCGAUGAAUGUGAGAUCGGAGCUCAUAACUGUGACAUGCACGCCGCCUGCAUCAACGUUCCAGGAAGCUUUAAAUGUCGCUGCCGAGACGGUUGGAGUGGAGACGGCAUCAAGUGUGUGGAUCAGGAUGAAUGCUUGGCAGAAGACCACAACUGUAACCCCAACGCUGACUGUGUGAACACACCAGGGUCCUACAGGUGCUCCUGUAAAGAAGGCUUCAAUGGAGACGGCUUCUCAUGCUCCGACAUGGACGAGUGUGCAGACAAUGUGAACCUGUGUGAGAACGGCCAGUGUCUGAACGCUCCGGGAGGUUAUCGCUGCGAGUGUGAGAUGGGAUUCACUCCGACAGAAGACAGCAAAGCCUGUCAAGACAUCGACGAGUGCAACUUCCAGAACAUCUGUGUGUUUGGAACGUGUCAGAACCUUCCGGGGAUGUUCCGCUGUGUGUGCGACGACGGCUACGAACUGGACCGAAGUGGAGGAAACUGCACCGACAUCAACGAGUGUGCCGACCCUGUGAACUGCAUCAACGGACUCUGUGUGAACACACCUGGAAGCUACCUGUGCAACUGUCCGGCCGACUUUGAGCUCAACCCCACUGGAGUCGGCUGCGUUGACGUCCGUGUUGGAAACUGCUUCCUGGACAUCCUGGCUCGUGGAGACGGAGGAAUCUCCUGCAGUGCAGAGAUCGGAGUCGGUGUGACCCGAGCUUCCUGCUGCUGCUCCCUGGGAGGCGCCUGGGGAAACCCCUGUGAACUCUGCCCGCCUCCCAACUCCACCGAAUAUAAGACUCUGUGUCCUGGAGGAGAAGGAUUCAGACCAAACCCCAUCACUGUUAUCCUGGAAGAUAUCGAUGAGUGCCAGGAGCUCCCAGGACUCUGCCAGGGUGGAAACUGUGUCAACACUUUUGGCAGUUUCCAGUGUGAAUGUCCAGCCGGCUACUAUCUGAAUGAAGAGACUCGCAUCUGUGAAGAUAUCGAUGAGUGCACGACCCACAUUGGGAUCUGCGGGCCUGGAACCUGCUACAACACUCUGGGCAACUACACCUGUGUGUGUCCUCCUGAAUACAUGCAGGUCAACGGAGGAAACAACUGCAUGGACAUGAGGAAGAGCGUGUGCUACCGUAACUUCAAUGACACAUGUGAGAAUGAGCUGUCCUUCAACAUGACCAAGAAGAUGUGCUGCUGCGCCUACAACGUGGGAAAAGCCUGGAACAAGCCCUGCGAGGCCUGUCCCACUCCUGCUACCUCUGAGUACCAGUUACUGUGUGGGAACCAGGCUCCUGGCUUCAUCAUCGACAUCCACACCGGCAAACCGAUCGAUAUCGAUGAGUGCAGGGAGAUUCCUGGUAUCUGUGCCAAUGGAGUGUGCAUCAACCAGAUCGGGAGCUUCCGCUGUGAAUGUCCCAUGGGCUUCAGCUACAACAACAUCCUGCUCAUCUGUGAAGAUAUUGAUGAGUGUAACAGCGGGGACAACCUGUGCCAACGGAACGCCAACUGCAUCAACAUUCCCGGCAGCUACCGCUGCGAGUGUUCGCCCGGCUUCAAGCUGUCUCCCAGCGGGGCCUGUGUGGAUCGUAAUGAAUGUCAGGAGAUUCCUAAUGUCUGCAGCCAUGGAGAAUGUAUCGACACUCAGGGAAGUUACCGGUGUCUCUGCCACAACGGCUUCAAGGCUACAGCUGAUCAGACCAUGUGCAUGGAUAUCGAUGAAUGCGACCGACAGCCGUGCGGUAACGGAACCUGUAAGAACACUGUGGGAUCCUAUAACUGCCUCUGCUUCCCUGGAUUUGAGCUCACACACAACAACGACUGCAUGGACAUAGACGAGUGCAGCGCCCUGCAGGGUCAGGUGUGCAGGAACGGUCAGUGCAUCAACGGGCUGGGCUCCUUCCAGUGUCUCUGCCACGAAGGUUACGAAAACACGCCUGACGGGAAGAACUGCGUCGAUAUCAACGAGUGCGUGAGUCUGCCCGGCACUUGCUCUCCUGGAACUUGUCAGAACCUGGACGGAUCCUUCAGGUGUAUCUGCCCUCCUGGUUACGAGGUGCAGAACGACCAGUGUAUAGACAUCGACGAGUGCGACGUGGAGCCCAACAUCUGCCAGUUUGGCACCUGCACCAACACCCCCGGCAGCUUCCAGUGCUCCUGCCAGCCCGGCUUCGUUCUGUCCGACAACAAACGCCGCUGCUACGAUACCAGAGAGAGUUUCUGUUUCACCAAAUUUGAGACAGGAAAGUGUUCGGUUCCUAAAGCCUUGAACACCACCAAGGCCAAGUGCUGCUGCAGUAAGAUGCCUGGAGAGGGCUGGGGGCUUCCCUGUGAGCUCUGUCCUCGAGAGACUGACGCUGCUUUUAACACUCUUUGCCCGUACGGUCACGGAUCUCUGCCCGGACUGAACGCUCGAGAAGAUAUGAAUGAAUGUCUGGAUAACCCGGGAAUCUGCCAGAACGGAAUCUGCAUCAACACUGAUGGUUCUUUCCGCUGUGAAUGUCCGUUUGGAUACAACCUGGAUUACACCGGAGUCAACUGCAUCGACACCGAUGAGUGCUCCAUAGGAAACCCUUGUGGAAACGGAACCUGCACCAACGUGGUGGGAGGAUUCGAGUGUUCCUGCCAGGAGGGCUUCGAGCCGGGACCCAUGAUGACUUGUGAAGACAUCAACGAGUGCUCCCAGAAUCCUUUGCUCUGCGCCUUCCGUUGUGUCAACACGUUCGGCUCCUACGAGUGCAUGUGUCCUGCUGGUUAUGUGCUGCGAGACGACCAGCGCAUGUGCAGAGACCAGGACGAGUGCUCAGAAGGUCUGGAUGACUGCGACUCGAAAGGAAUGACCUGCAAGAACCUGAUCGGUACCUUCAUGUGUAUCUGUCCUCCUGGGAUGCAGCGCCGACCGGACGGAGAGGGAUGCAUGGACCUGAACGAGUGUCGGGCCAAACCGGGCAUCUGCAAGAACGGACGCUGCGUCAACGCGGUGGGAAGCUACCACUGCGAGUGCAAUGACGGCUUUGAGCCGAGCUCCACCGGAACCGAAUGCAUCGACAACAGGAAGGGCUACUGCUACACCGAGGUUCUGCAGACCAUGUGCCAGCAGUCGUCCACCAACAGGAACAGCGUCACCAAGUCCGAGUGCUGCUGCAACACGGGUCGAGGCUGGGGGUCCCAGUGUGAGCUCUGCCCGCUGCCCGGAACCGUCCAGUACAAGAAGAUGUGUCCACAGGGACCCGGAUACACCACCGAUGGCAGAGACAUCAACGAGUGCCAGGUGAUGCCGGAUCUGUGCCGUAACGGUCAGUGCAUCAACAGCAUCGGAUCCUUCCGCUGCCACUGCAACGUCGGAUACAAGACCGACUACACCGCCACCUCCUGCGUUGACAUGGACGAGUGCUCUCUGUCUCCAAAGCCCUGUAACUUCCUGUGUAAGAACACAGAAGGCAGCUACCUGUGCUCCUGUCCCAGAGGAUACAGCCUGCAGCCGGACGGAAAGACCUGCAAAGAUCUGGACGAGUGUUCGACCAAACAGCACAACUGUCAGUUCCUGUGUGUGAACACCAUCGGAGGCUUCACCUGCAAGUGUCCACCUGGUUUCACUCAGCACCAGACGGCCUGCAUCGACAACAACGAGUGCACGGCUCAGAGCAGCGUCUGUGGUUCUCGGGCUUCAUGUGUCAACACGCCUGGAAGCUUCAACUGUGAAUGCUCCAAAGGCUUCUCUCUGGACAGCACGGGACUGGAGUGUGAGGACGUGGACGAGUGUGGCAGUAACCACCGCUGCCAGCACGGCUGUCAGAACAUGCUGGGGGGUUACCGCUGUGGAUGUCCGCAGGGAUACGUCCAGCACUACCAGUGGAACCAGUGUGUCGAUGAGAACGAGUGUCAGGCUGGAACAGUGUGUGGUUCUGCUUCCUGCUACAACACGCUGGGCAGCUUUAAGUGCGUUUGUCCUUCCGGCUUCGACUUCGAGCAGAACGCCGGCGGCUGUCAGGACGUGAACGAGUGUUCGACGGGAACGAAUCCCUGCGUGUACGGCUGCUCCAACACCGACGGAGGAUACCUGUGUGGAUGUCCAGGAGGCUUCUACAGAGCAGGACAGGGUCACUGCAUAACGGGCUCAGGGUUCCCCGGUCAGCUGGCCGACGGAGACGAGGACGACAGUUUGUCUCCUGAAGCUUGUUACGAAUGUAAGAUCAACGGAGGAGGAAAGAACGGACGACACCGACGCCACACCGACAAGAACGACCUCAACCAGGAGGCGGUGGUGAGCAUGGCCAGCGUGGACAUCCAGACCUCCAUCCCCAUGAACGUCUCCCUGAGCUCGCUGCUCAACAAAGAGCCUCUGCUGGAGCUGCUUCCGGCCCUGCAGCCGCUGGAGCACCACGUCCGCUACGUCAUCACCCACGGCAACGCCAACGAACACUUCCGCCUGCUGGAACGCCGUGACGGGAAGAGCGUCCUCCGGCUGGGGAAGAGGCCCCCGUCGGCCGGGUCCUACCGGCUGGAGAUCGCCAGCCUGCCGCUGUUCGGGCCCCGGAGGAUGCACCAGCUGGAGGAGCAGCACGACAGCGACUACCGGCGAGGGGAGAUCGGAGAAGCCCUGCGCAUCAAGCUCCACAUCCACCUGCACUGAGCCGCUCUGGACUGACCUUCUACCCUCCACCUGCAGGGGCUCCCAUCAGGGCUGCCAAAGACUGAGUCAGCGGCCCCAGUCUGCCACCACUUUGUUACUGUUCAACUUAUUAUCUGUUCAUGUUUUGUGUGUUUUUUUUACCCUUCCAGUCCUGCCUGACCCUGUGAGAUCCAGUGGAGGAGGUGGCAGAGAGAUGACGCCGUUCUGGGACCACAGAGAAAGUCCAUGAAGCACUUUGUACAGCUGAGCGUAAGAACAGGCUUUAAGAGGCGGAUAAAGUGCUGAGAGUGGCCCACGCUGUCUGUGUACGCAGCACGUAUGUCAGUAUUUAAAUCACUAAAAAGGCUGGAGGCAAAGGCCACGCUGGUCCCAGGACUCCGUCACCUCUCUGUGAUCCUGGUAAAAAUAAAAAAGAUGAAACGUCACGGCGCUGGGGAUCCAGGUUUCCGCCCCUCUCAGUAUUGUAGUUUGUCAUUUAAUGUAUUUGUGCUGUUUGAAAAAUGUUAACACGAAGGACUGCAACAUUUCCACAGCAUUUCAGGUUCUUUUGGUCCAUAGCUCUCUGUUUUCUUUUGUUUUUUAUUAUUGCUGGAUGCCAAUUUACCGCUUUCUCUGUCAGAUAGUGAACCGCUCUGACGUUUGUUGGGUUACCUCAGUCAGGACUCCAUGCUGCCAUGCUGACUUUAAAACAUGAGGGGGUGCUAGCGUCCCUCGGCAUCCACCACCAGCAGGGAACACCAGCUAGUAGCUCUAAAGAAGAUAGACCAGGUCGCCUUUAUUAUCCUCUAAGGGAUUACUAUGACUUCAGGUGCACUGAUUCUGGACCUUCAUUUGUCCCACGUCUGGAGCUUUUAGCAUCUCCUGCCUUCUUUGUUGUUCUUUUAACAAAUCAAACCCUUCAGGAGAGCAGAGCAGGCGCCGGGCGGCUGAAACGACACUAAGCCGACUUUAUCUGACUUCUUUGACUUCACUGCUGAGCCUCGUUUACGACCCGACAGCAGGAUAAGAAAAGGUACACGACACGUUAAAGCUGUAACUGGCAGUGAAACCUCACUCUCACAGAAACACCAUCAGGUCAUAUUUCAUUUCUUGUGAUUUUGUUUUUUUUCUCUCAAAGAGGAAGAAAAAGGUGCUACAUGAUUCCAUCUCUUACGUGACGCUGUACAAAGAACAGUGCAGUCUUGAAUCUGGAUUGCAAAAGUGACUUUUUUUUGCUAGGUUUUGUUGUUGUGUUUGUCCGUCUUCUGUCUCAGUUGCUGAAAAACCAAUAUUAUAACACUUGCUUCUUGAAAAUUAAAUUGUAUAUUUUUAAGUGAAAUGUAGAUGUUUUUUUAAUGUCAAAUACUCACAGUAAACCCAAGAUUGAAGGCUUUAAAGUGCUGCUGACUUUGUUCUGAUUGAAAACGGCGUCUUGUUUUUAAGUCACUGAGAAACAGAAAACACGUCAGACUUGAAGAUAAUUAACAUUCCGAUUAUCUGGGAAGCUCACACUGUCUGUAAAAUGUCAUCAGGAUCGCGCAAACUCGUCCAUCCUGCUCGGAUCUUAUGGUGCUACGAUGAAAACACGCUUUUCUCUGAACGUUCAGGUUGCUGCACUGUUCCACAGCCGAGACUAUGUUUAUAAGACAACCGUUUUCUAACCUGGGAACCUUUGUAUACUUGUAUCUUUAAUGUCAGCUUGUAAUUUUUCUUUUUUUUGCCACUAUGUUGUUAUUUUUUUGUUUUUAAAGGAAAAAGGCAGUGUGUUGCGUGUGCUUACUGUAUCUCAGCUUCAAACUUGAAUCAUCAUCAUCUGCUCGCAUCCAAGUAUUUUAUACUUUAGAAUUCAGAAAAACAAGAAAGUUUUGAUUGUUUUUUAUUAUUAGGCUGAAACCUGUCAAUGAACUGAAAGCUGAUACGACAAUCAUCCAACCAGCUGAGGAUUAAUAAAAAAAUAAAUCUUUAAAAAAACCAAAGAUUCAUGACACAAAUGGCAGUUUUGUAAAAUUCAAAUGAUUCACAUAAAAUUGUAAACUUUUGUCCAGUGACAUAAAUGGCAAUAAAGUAAUGUGGGUUAUAUUUUUA